AAGAGGAAGAGGAAGAAGAGGCUUGAUGGGUCCGUGUCGGCGCGCCGGCUCUUGGGGGUCUUUGUGCGUCUUUGGCGCACAGCCGGCGCACGCAGAGUCUCUCUGGAGCUGCGCACUGCUGCUCGGCUUCCUGGGUCUCUGCGCAUGUCUGGAGGAGAAUUGCAUUCUGGGUAUCGUCGGGCAGCCGGUCUCGCUGCCCUGCGUUCAGCCCCAGAUGGCGACCUCGGCCAACGUCACCAUUGAGUGGAGGAGAGGCGAGGAGGUGGUGCUCAGGUCGACGUGGAGGGACGACGGCGUGGUGGAGGAAUGGAGCAUCAACCGGGCCACGACGCCGCCGGACGCCCCGCUGACGGGCAACGUGUCCCUGCAGCUCCCCGGGAUCGAACCCACGGAGCGCAGCGUGAGCUACAGGCUGCUCGUCACCUCGGAGAACCAGAGCGCCGAGCUGUGCGCCGUGUGCCUCCGGACGGCAGCCCGGUUCAGCGCCCCGCUGCUGCGGAGGGAGGAGGCGCCUCCGGGGGGCCAGACGGCCUUCUGGUGCCACUCCAGCGGAGGCUUCCCCGAGCCGGCGGUGUCCUGGCUCAUCGGCGGCGGCGCCCCCCCGCAGGGCUCCGUGCGGACCCGGGCGGAGCCGCUCCCGGACUCGCGGCUCUACAACGUCACGAGCCGGCUCACGCUCAACGUCUCCCGGGACGCCAGCGUGUCGUGCGCGGUCUGGAACCCGUCCACCAACGAGACCCUGACGUCCACCAACAGCGCGGCGGUGGUGACCGGCGGCCCCGCGGUGACCAGCAGGGCCUCGGAGGCCAUGUGGAUCUUCAGCACGGCGCUCUGCGCGGUGGUCGGGGUCAUGGUCUCGGUGGGCAUCGGGUACCAGAUCCACCUGGACCGGAAGAGCAAGAGGAAGAAGAGCAAGAGGAAGAAGAGGAAGAACACAGGAAACAUGAGGCCGGACGAGGAAGAGGAAGAUGAGGAGGAAGAAGAGGAGGUGAAGCUGGAGAGGAAGGAGACCGACGUGUGAACCCUGUUUAACACUGACUGUAAAUACUGAGGGAUAGAUGGAAAUAUGAAUAUAUAAGAGUGUAUUAAUAAUAAUAA
Molecule: messenger RNA, 1098 nt
Organism: Cyclopterus lumpus (lumpfish)
Lineage: Eukaryota; Metazoa; Chordata; Actinopteri; Perciformes; Cyclopteridae
Product: ICOS ligand-like
Exons: 5
Coding region: 26-1021 (331 amino acids)
Biological process (GO): positive regulation of T cell proliferation; cell surface receptor signaling pathway; immune response
Cellular component (GO): external side of plasma membrane
Source: RefSeq, a predicted model, not a curated record